This is a messenger RNA of Amoebophrya sp. A120, 959 nucleotides long. Lineage: Eukaryota; Dinophyceae; Syndiniales; Amoebophryaceae. The record is from the annotation of a GenBank genome assembly.
AUCAAAGUGCACAUGGAAUUUCUGUUCUCUGUUGCGACAGUGUCCUCAUGGUCGUGGACCCCCCAUUGCAAAUGCUGCACGUUCGCAGUCAAUAUGAUCCACAUCGGUACCAAAGAAUUGGCGGGUGGCUCUGAAAUCCGUCGAGAGUGGAGUUUGGAGUAACCGUAAUUUUCCUCAAAGAGAGACCGUGAGAGCAAUUCGAUGGUCAAGCUUACAUAUGCGUUUCCAGAGCACCAAAACCAGGACUCAACGCUACAUCGAUCUUGAAGUUCUGCGACAGGACCAUAUGAAUCGAAUGCUCGCAACACUGGUUUAGUUGUGUCUUGGUUGAAGAUCCCGCCCAGAUCUAUAAAUAAUUUGAAAAUGUUGAAAAAACUCAGUUGUGUCUUGGUUUGACAAUGAAAAAACUCAGCUCAAGAAGCAAGAUGGGCAGCACCUCGAAAACCGCCCAAGCUGAGGGGAGCCGCGCCACCACAAUGAAGAAGGCGAAAGUUGUCUUGAAAAAGAACCGAACACCUUUGUGCAGAACCGCUGCCAGUGGGUAUGUCAAGCCCUUCACGAAGUUUCAGGAGUUGCAAACGGAGAAGAGCCCGAAAACGAGAGAAGCGUUCUUCCGGCUGGUCGAGGACUUUCUGCAAAAAUACCAAAACCCGAAAGUACAAAACCAGUACGCUAUGCGACAGUGCAGCGUGUUGAAUCUGUUCCGAAAACGGCAGGAUUUGUUUCCGUUCGAGCCGAAGACCGCCCAUGAUAAAGUUUUGGACUGGUUGGUGAAGAACUAUGCUGCGUUUGCAAAGCGGGUCAUUUUGGAAAAUUCUUGUGUGCAGAAAUGACGAGUAAAUAGGAAACGGAAAAAACGCAGAUAAGAAGCGGGAGCGAGCAUUGCUGAGUACGGCGAAUAAUGUACUUAGGAUAGUUCUUCGUCAUUUUCACUUCAUCUCGUUGUCGUUUCACAAGAU